This is a messenger RNA of Trichoderma reesei QM6a, 3756 nucleotides long. Its product is annotated as glycosyltransferase family 1. Gene Ontology annotation, biological process: carbohydrate metabolic process. The record is from RefSeq and is a predicted model, not a curated record. The transcript is spliced from 6 exons. The coding region runs from base 1 to 3756 and encodes 1251 amino acids. Gene Ontology annotation, molecular function: UDP-glycosyltransferase activity; hexosyltransferase activity. NCBI's taxonomy places the organism in Eukaryota, Fungi, Ascomycota, Sordariomycetes, Hypocreales, Hypocreaceae.
AUGGCGACUCCCGAAAACCAGUGGAACAAGCCCAGGCGGCAGCCCUCAUCGAGACCCCCGCCCGCCUCAGAGGCCGUGGUGACGGACGGCUUCGUUCUUCCAAAUCUCGACGUGCCUGCCGAUGCGCCGCCGGCAUAUGGAAGUCAUCAUGAUCAGCUGCAGUUCUCGCGGACAGGGUUUGAGGCUGGAGCCAUCUUGACAGCCGAUGGAAGAGUCAACAUCAAUAUCAACACCAAGAACCAGAGACUUGCGGAGCUUCUUGGGCCGAGCAUCGCCAGCCAGAUCGCAGCCCAGCCGUCAUUACCACCGGCAUAUACGUUGCCGAGUCUCGCAGGUGAGCCCGGCAAGGAGCCUCCUCCGCGGCUCAACGUCGUCAUUCAGAUUGUGGGAUCGCGUGGCGAUGUCCAGCCAUUUGUUGCUCUCGGUCAAGUAUUGAAAGACACGUAUGGCCACCGGAUCCGCAUCGCAACGCAUGCGACUUUCAAGACAUUUGUCGAAGAGAAUGGCCUCGAGUUCUUCAACAUAGGCGGAGACCCCGCUGAGCUCAUGGCAUUUAUGGUGAAGCAUCCAGGCCUCAUGCCGGGUAUAGACGCUCUGAAGAGUGGUGAGAUCAGAAGGCGCCGCAAGGGAGUCCAGGAGAUGAUGCUUGGGUGCUGGAGAUCCUGCAUCGAGGCGGGAGACGGACUGGGACCGCCACCGGAACCGCAUAGGAGAAUGGAGCAGUGGGAUCCAUCAGCGGGCAUGCCUGGAGAUCCGAAUCAUGAACCUUUCGUCGCCGACGCCAUUAUUGCGAAUCCACCCAGUUUCGCUCACAUUCACAUUGCGGAAAAGCUUGGAAUUCCUUUGCAUAUGAUGUUUACAAUGCCCUGGACACCCACACGAGCGUUUCCCCAUCCACUUGCUAAUAUUCAAUCUUCAAAUGCCGACGAUGUCCUUACCAACUACCUAACGUACACGCUCGUGGAGAUGAUGACUUGGCAGGGACUGGGAGACAUCAUCAACCGAUUCCGCGAAAAUGCUUUGGACCUUGCUCCUCUCUCCCUAAUCUGGGCCCCGGGACUCCUCAACAGACUCAAAAUCUCAUACACUUACUGUUGGUCACCCGCAUUGAUUCCAAAGCCAAAUGAUUGGGGCCCAAACAUUGACGUUGCGGGCUUUUAUUUCUUGAACCUUGCAUCCUCGUUCACGCCAGAGCCUGAUCUUGCUGCCUUCUUAGAGGCUGGCCCUCCGCCGGUGUAUAUCGGCUUUGGCUCCAUUGUCGUGGAUGAUCCCAAUGCCAUGACAAGGCUGAUCCUGGACGCUAUUCACCUGGCUGGCGUACGAGCUCUAGUUUCCAAAGGCUGGGGAGGCCUAGGAAUCGACGCAGUAGGAGUCCCUGACGGCGUAUUCAUGCUCGGCAAUGUUCCCCACGACUGGCUCUUUGAAAGAGUAUCUUGCGUUGUCCACCAUGGCGGCGCUGGAACGACCGCGGCUGGCAUCAAAGCCGGCAAACCUACUAUUGUCGUUCCAUUCUUUGGUGAUCAGCCGUUUUGGGGAGCCAUGAUUGCAAGGGCCAAGGCUGGACCGCCCCCCAUUCCUCAAAAGGCCUUGACGGCCGAGAAACUUGCCGAGGCGAUAACAUUCUGUCUCCAGCCGGAUACUCAGGCGCAAGCCCAAGCACUUGGCUGCAAGAUCCGAGAGGAGAAGGGUACAGAAGCUGGAAGCCGAAGCUUCCAUAAUCAUCUCAAUGUGGAUUCUCUUCGCUGUUCCGUGGCUCCCAGUCGAGCUGCGGCCUGGCGUCUGAAAAGGACAAAAGUGCGACUCAGCCCGUUGGCUGCCGCUGUGCUCGUUCAACGACGUCUCAUACAAUAUUCAGACUUGAAGCUAUACCGUCCAUACGAGUACAACACAGAGGAUCAGCCUCCGGACCCAAUCACCGCAGGUGCUUGCUCUUUAGUCACCGACAUCAGCGACAUAGGCAUGGCGAUUGUGGACAUGCCAUUGGAUAUACUCAAGAGCCCCAGAAAAGCUAGGGAAGCGAUGGGGGAUGCCGCCAGUCAAGCUAGCGGUGAUGACAGCGACGCAGCAUCGAUACCUGGCUCGCUCAAAGGGCGCCCUGGUACUAAAACCCCAACAGCAGCCAGCGCUGCAGAGACCGUGGGUGAUGCAAGCUCUGUAGCACCACUUGGCCAUUCUCCCUCAUUACCGGCUGAAAUCGAUAGGACCCGAUCUCCUACCGCUGGUAGUGGAGGAGGAAGCCGCUCAUCAUCCCGUCGAAGGGCGCUUUCUGCCACAACUAUGGAGGCUGCAGUUGGCACGAGCAGGAAUGUUGGACGUAUCGUGACAACGGGAGUCAAAUCACCUAUGAACUUCUGCCUUGGUCUCGCCAAAGGGUUCAGGAAUAUUCCCCGACUGUACAACGAUGAUACUGUUCGAACGGUCGAAAAGGUGACGGACUUCAACAGCGGCGUACGUGUUGCGAGUAAAGAGCUUGGCUACGGUCUUUACGAUGGGAUCUCAGGACUCGUCACGCAGCCGAUGAGGGGAGCGCAGAAAGACGGUGCUGCCGGGCUGCUCAAGGGCUUUGGGAAGGGUGUCGGUGGGCUUAUCGCCAAGCCCGCGGCAGGCUUCUGGGGCCUUCCCGCAUACGUAAUGCAAGGCGCGUAUGCUGAGCUCAACAAGUUUCUGUCAAGGAGCGUGCAGAACUAUAUCAUCACCUCGAGAGUUGUCCAAGGCGAGCGGGAACUGCAAAUGGCAUCGGAAGGAGAGAAGGCGGAUAUUGUCAAUCGCUGGAAGCACGAUGCUGAGCUGGGGGCCCUUUAUCAAAGAAAUGCAAAAGGCCAGGAACGAGGACAUUCCCGGAUCAGUUCUGGAGAUGGAUCGAGCUUUUGGCGUUCCCCUCUUUCAGAAGGACGGCGUCAACUCGGCGCUGCGCUGGGGGAUUCAAAACAACAGCAACCAAGUCGGACCAUGGAGCGCUCCUAUUCUCCCGUUCGGAAAUCCGCAGACACAGCGUCUGUUGCCGAUACGGAAUACGAGGCGGCCAUCAGAGCUUCAGUCAUGGAGACUUCUCGUGGCGAUGUAGAGGAGGACGCCAUGAUUGAGGCGGCUAUUCGCGAGAGCGUCAAAGCGAUGCGACAGCAAGGCUCGCUGCCCGACCCUGUCGAUUUGGCGGCAACUGUCAAGCAUCAUGACCUGUUUGAGGACGAGGACUACAAGAUUACGGAUGAGGAAUACCAGAAUCUCAUCGAACAGGCUCUUCGCGAAAGCCUGGUUGGACACGCGGCCGAUCCCAGCGUAGCCCAAGCAUCCAGCAGCAACCAGGAGCUUGACGCUGGGAAAUCCGCCCCGCCAGCUUAUGAGGGUCACACACGUAGUAGUGGUUCGGCGUUUACUCCGAUGAGCGACGAAGAUGCUGACUUGCAGCGGGCCAUUGAGGAAUCACGAAGGCCGCCCCCUACCCUCCCGCCCCGUAUCUCGCCAUCUCAGCAGGUGGAGGAUGAUGAGGAAGAGGAACAGCUAAGGAGAGCCAUUGAGGAGUCUAAAAAUGAAAUGGAGCGGGCCCAGAAUAAGAGGACAGAGGAAGACAUUGUUUUGGAAUAUGUCAAGAAGCAGAGCCUCGCCGAAGAGGAAUAUCGGAAACAGCAUCUGGCCAAAGGAAAGGGGAAGGAAGUGGCGGAUGCUGCCGACGACGACGACGAGGAAGAGUUGAGGAGGGCCAUUGAGGAGAGCUUGAGGCUGAGCGGAGAGGGUAGUUCCGCGCCACCUGAAGCUUGA